CUUCUAACGAACCUGCUAAGACUUCGUUAAAAUAUUUAAAAUUUAUCCUACAUAAUGACAGCUGACAAUGAAGAUAGCACAUUGGAAUCGACUCUUGAGGUUCUAGCUCGAGCAACCAAGCAUACCAAUUCUUUGUUAAAAACUUUGAUAGAAUCGUCUGCGAGUGAAAAUACACCAAAUAAACCGAAUCGCAAUGAGCGAAGCAACUCGUUGUGUUUGAGUUCGUCGGAUUUGCGAGCUCAUCAUAGUGAGCCACACUCGCAUUUUCAUCGUUCGUCUCUCGGAGGUUGUCAAGAAGUGCUGGUCAAAUUCGGAUUUCUUGAAAUUUACCAAAUCAGUACAAAGUCUCAGACUUUUAAUGCCGAAGUUCUCAUUCAACUGCGAUGGUUGGAUGAGGCCGUGGAGGAUCUGGCGGAUGAGGAGUUGGAUGUCUACCUGCAGUCCUGUUGGCAGCCGGAGGUGCAUGUGUUCAACAUGGUGAAGGAGGAUGUGAAAAGGGAGCAGAUAUUCGUGUGUGAGGAGGAGGCGAUGAACUCCCAGCAGAUGAUUGUGCUCCGACAGAAGAUCAAAGGAACUUUCCAGACGAAGAUGUUGCUGCAUGAGUUCCCUCUGGACUACCAGGAGUUGCCAUUGACACUCUACUCGAGACUUCCGAGAGAUCAAGUGGUGCUCAAACAGGACCACUUCGAGUACUCCUACAUCAACAGGGACAACAUGAAUGACCCACAAGGCUGGGAGAUGUUCUCACACGUGGACAUUGUUGAGGGGAACCCCAACUCUAUCCCCCCUACUAAUUUCUUUCCCAGUGACAACUCAAAAGACGAGAAGAAAUCGAAGCCAUUGAAGUCACUGCAAGCAUUAGAGUCUGUCAAAGCCAUCACCAAGAACCAGAAAACUUUUACAGGAAGUGGAAAAUCUAAGAACAAACAUGGCAUCAAGCACCCCAACCACAGCAACCUAGUUUCGACAAUGAGUUCAUUUCUGAGUGCCCGAUGUCGAAUCAAGAGGAGGUCUCAGUUCUACGUGCUCAACAUUUUAUUCGCCAUGUUGACGCUCAUUUGCCUAUCUUUCGUACCCUUUUCUAUUGAAAGCGAGUAA
Molecule: messenger RNA, 1098 nt
Organism: Symsagittifera roscoffensis
Lineage: Eukaryota; Metazoa; Xenacoelomorpha; Acoela; Convolutidae
Exons: 5
Coding region: 55-1098 (347 amino acids)
Biological process (GO): regulation of membrane potential; nervous system process; chemical synaptic transmission
Cellular component (GO): synapse; plasma membrane; neuron projection
Molecular function (GO): transmembrane signaling receptor activity; extracellular ligand-gated monoatomic ion channel activity; neurotransmitter receptor activity
Source: RefSeq, a predicted model, not a curated record